AUGCCACUACGAAGCUUCGAGACGCAAUCCGCUGGGUCUGGGCGAAAACGCCGCGGCUCUCUCGGCCAAGAACAUGACACAGCGACUACCGCGACUACCGCGGCCGAAGACAUCAACGCCAAGGUGACUCCUCACAGACUAUGCGCCGUGUGCACGGCAACUAUUUCCAAGUCGCACCUCCUCAACGACCGCAUAGGUGAAAUCAAGAUGACAUUCGAUUCAUGGGGGUGCACUGAAAGGCGGGAGCAGUUCGCCCAUCAGCCCUCUCUCGAAGCUUUGAAAUCCUCGGCUAGGGAUGGGUGCCAUUUAUGCUCUCUCCUCUGCCCAAUAGCCCCCGAGAGAUCCCUCGACCAGGUCAUUGAUGACGAGCAAAAGGGGGCCGACAACGACAACGACAACGACAACGAUGUCCCCGACCCAAUGGAGGGCUACGGCCCCCACCCCUUGAGCGCCCUCAACGUAACGCCUCAGGUCCGUCAGGAGAGACAACGGCGACGACAGCGUCGUACGGAGCAGUUGGAUCGCAUAAAAGACGGCCCGUCCGUUGACAUUGCGGGUGUUGCUUUGCAAUUCACGUGGGGCUGUAGGGAGUGGGAGGAAAGGAUCGAGGCAAAAUCAGGUUCUUUUGUGUCGAUCAACCUAGAGCUGGAUUGGCACCUGAGCUAUCCAAUGGAGAGAAAUGGCCGGAAGGCCUUAUUCGUAUACCGUACUGAGUAUUUACGGUCAGGGGGUGAAAAGUGGGAAGCAAAUCGGGAGGACCCCAUCGAUGUUGUUCAUGACGCCCAGAUAAGCGUGUCUACCGGAUCGGACGCUUCGUUCAACCUGGCGAAACACUGGCUGGCUAAGUGCAAAAGGGAGCACGCUGUUUGUCGAAAAGCUGUACGGUCGGCCAGCAGGUUUCCUACGCGGCUGUUGGACCUAGGAUCUGGGAAGAAGGACCAGACCAUUCGGCUACGCGUGGGCCUUGGGAGAAAAGAAUUCGUGUCUCUCAGUCACCGCUGGGGUGACUCGCAGCCAUUACGCCUCCUCCAAAGCAACUUUGAGGCUUUCAAGAAGGAAAUCAGGCCAGAGGAUCUCCCGAAAACGUUCCGGGAUGCAGUCGCGAUCACGCGGGAGCUCGGGUACCAGUAUCUAUGGAUCGACUCACUCUGCAUCAUUCAAGACUCCAAAGAGGAUUGGAUGACGGAAUCGGCCAUCAUGGGGCAGAUAUACCGGUGCUCAGCGCUGAACAUCUCUGCUGGGGGUGCCCAAGACAGCAGCUCAGGGUGCUUCGUCACACGAGAGCCUUUGCAACACAGAGCGUGCAUCCUGACAGGCGAUGCCACGGCCGGCUUUUGCGUCCCGCGGCGCUGCCCGAACGAAUGGAGCAGCUCCGACGGCUCCAGCACCAUAUCCCGCGGCUGGGUAUUUCAGGAGCGGAUGCUCGCACCGCGCACCCUUCACUACAGCCGUAAGACAAUCUCCUGGGAGUGCAUCUGCCUCGACGCAACCGAAGGCCGGCCGGAAGGCGAUACGUGGAACUGGGAGCAGGACCGACGAUACCGCAGACCCAAGGAGAUAUUCCAAACCCUCUGCGACUUCCAACGCCCAGCCGAGGAGAACCCUACUACAUUCCCUCUCGCCAACAACAAGGACGUAGAAACCUUCUACUCCGCUUGGAGCGAGCUUCUCAAGGACUACUCCCACAAGAAGCUAACGCAGGGCAGCGACAAACUCGUCGCUCUACACGGCGUAAUGAGCAUCGUUGCCGAGUCGACGGGACUGCGCCAGGCUGUAGGCAUGUGGCUCGAUUACCUCCAUCUCGACCUAAUAUGGAGCACAUGGAGCCCGGCCUCAAAGCGGCCCGAAUUCUACGACCCGACCAAAUACCGCGCUCCAAGCUGGAGCUGGGCCUGCGUCGACUCGGGUGUGCGGCUCGACUGUCAUGACCUGCACGGCGGGCGCUACGAGAACAUCCUCGGCUUGUCCAUGUGGACGUCAUACACGCUCACCGCGCAGUUCCGGGUCGCCGAGGUGGUUGUCUCGGCGCAGCCCAACGGGCAGGCUUCGUACGGUCACCUUGCUAUCGAAGGGCGUAUCAGGAAGAUGGAAUGGAGUGAGAACUCGGGCGUCGAAGGCUUCAAGCACAACAGGCAGGCCCGGAGCGUGUCGGACCAGUGGUCGCCCGACUUUUUGCGUGCCACAUCGCUCGAGAAUUGGGGGCUGCUGCUCCUGGAGGGGACCGGGACAGAUACGAAGGAUGUGCGGGUCGAUGUCAUUAUGGCUCUGGAUAGGGUCGAGGCUGAGGGUGGCAAAAGGUGGGUGUUUAGGAGGGCGGGCCUUGUUCAGCAGUAUUACUGGAAGCGCGAUACAUAUCCUGUUUUUCGGGAUGGUAGAGAGGAGGUGAAUGAGCGGAUCUAUCUCAUUUGA
Molecule: messenger RNA, 2409 nt
Organism: Dichotomopilus funicola
Lineage: Eukaryota; Fungi; Ascomycota; Sordariomycetes; Sordariales; Chaetomiaceae
Product: heterokaryon incompatibility protein-domain-containing protein
Exons: 2
Coding region: 1-2409 (802 amino acids)
Source: RefSeq, a predicted model, not a curated record